Molecule: messenger RNA, 1048 nt
Organism: Lucilia sericata (common green bottle fly)
Lineage: Eukaryota; Metazoa; Arthropoda; Insecta; Diptera; Calliphoridae
Product: elongation of very long chain fatty acids protein 1
Exons: 5
Coding region: 175-963 (262 amino acids)
Biological process (GO): fatty acid elongation, polyunsaturated fatty acid; sphingolipid biosynthetic process; very long-chain fatty acid biosynthetic process
Cellular component (GO): endoplasmic reticulum membrane
Molecular function (GO): fatty acid elongase activity
Source: RefSeq, a predicted model, not a curated record
UCUAUGUUUAUCAAGUGCUUUAGUUUAAAUUUUAGUGUGCCGUGUUAAGGAACGGUACUAACAAAAUAAAAAAUAUCUAAACUUUUAAACGGAUUAUAAAAUAAAUAAAAUACCUAUAUUUAUAAUAUUUUAAAAAGGAUAUAUUAUUCCUGUACAAAAAAAAAAAGUGUUAAAAUGGAGGCUGUAAUAGAUACAAUUUUUAAUUCUGGAGAAGUGGAUACUCGUUUUGGUUUAAGCUCUCCCACAUUUGUAAUUUCCGUUAUUUUAUCAUAUUUAUUAUUUGUAUAUAAAAUAGGACCCAGAUUAAUGCAAAAUAGACCACCAUUAAAUUUAAAACAAUUUAUGAGCAUAUACAAUAUCGUACAAGUUUCAUCGUGUUUAUACCUAGUAAAUGGUAUAUGGAGUCUAUUAUCCUGGGAUUUAUUCAAUUUCAAUAAAUGUAUAUACUACUCAGCAAACACACCGGGAAGUGAACUAUUUGAUAAAUUAACCUAUUUUACAUUUUGGUUGAAAAUAGUAGAAUUAUUAGAUACAAUAAUAUUUGUAUUGAGAAAGAAAGAAAAUCAAAUAACAUAUUUACAUGUUUUCCAUCAUUCAUCGACUAUUACUUUAGUAUAUUUGCUAUUGAAAUAUUAUAGAGGCAAUGGCCCCUUAUUUCCCAUCUAUUUGAACAGUUGGGUUCAUGUCAUCAUGUAUACGUAUUACUUCUUUGCCAAUAUUUGCAGUGCUGAUGUUAUGAAGAAAUUUAUUCUGAUUAAAAAAUCCAUAACCAUUAUACAAAUGAUACAGUUCUGUUUCAUAUUGGCUCAAGCGGCUAUUAUGUGGACAAAUUGUCAAAUUCCUUUCAUAUUGAGAGUCUAUCAUUGUGUUGUCGUAGGUAUUAUAUUUUAUGGUUUUUAUGAUUUCUACAAGAAGGCCUACACAAAUCCAAGUGUUAACAAAUUAAAAAAUAAAAUUAAGUAAUUUUUUGCAUUACUUUUUAUAUGUAUAUGUUUAUAACUAUUUGUUUGUGUUAGCAAUAAGAUAGGCAAAUAAUAAAAAAAUCUAA